Molecule: messenger RNA, 3440 nt
Organism: Cataglyphis hispanica
Lineage: Eukaryota; Metazoa; Arthropoda; Insecta; Hymenoptera; Formicidae
Product: nose resistant to fluoxetine protein 6-like
Exons: 14
Coding region: 1180-3030 (616 amino acids)
Molecular function (GO): acyltransferase activity, transferring groups other than amino-acyl groups
Source: RefSeq, a predicted model, not a curated record
UUUUACUAUCUGACGACCAGUUUCAUGGAAAAAACAUUGAUGUCGUUAAGCAGAUCUUACUUAAUAAUUGUUUUCCGACACACAUUGUAAAUCGUUAUAUUUGUAAGAGACUGAAUUUUUUGAAACACUGGAGCAGUAGCAUUCUAGGUGAUGGGGAAAUUGAUACAGACAAACCCUCCUACAUCGCACUACCGUUUGUCGAAGGCUUGAGUGACGAUGUUGGUCGGUUGCUUAAAAAUAUGGGACUGACAGUGGUUUACAAUAUACCUAAAAAAUUAAAUUCACUGAUUAAACGCGGCAAGGAUAGUUUGCCUAUUAGCAAUAGAACGGAGGUUGUUUACAAAAUAAAUUGUAAGAAUUGUAGCGCUUCGUAUAUUGGCCAGACAAAAAGACACUUAAGCACCCGAGUCAAGGAACAUUGUAAUAAUAUAAAAAUGCACGAAAGUAAUUUAUCCGUAAUUAGCAAACACAAAUUAAAAUUUGAUCAUGACUUCGAUUGGUCAGCGCCUGAUAUUCUACAUAACGAAAAACAUGUAAGAAAGAGAGAAAUAGCUGAAAUGUUUUUUAUUAAAAAAUUUGACAUUAAUUCCCAAAAAGAUACAGAGAAUUUAAACAACAUAUACGAUAAAUUAAUAAAGGUCGUUUAGUUGAUCUCAGUAUUCCAAACAUAGUGGUUGACACAAUGUCAGUUUGACAUUUCGAUUUUUCUCUUUCUACUUUUUAAUUAUAACUUUCACUUGAUAAGGACCAAAACCAUAUGGUCGAAACGUCGUGAUAUAAUAAUCAAACAAUAAAUUGCCAGUUUGGUCGUAUAAACACUUGUUUAUUAAUUUAUUUACUGGCGACAUUUUUAAAAUUAAACAUAAUAUUACUCAGAGAGUAUCAAGAUGACUUUCGACAUUUUGAAGGCACAACUCGGAGAACAAGUUUUUAUUAGAAAGUUUUAGAAAAAAACAUUCAAACAAGUUUAGUAACAGCAAAAAGAUGUGAACGAGCACAUUUAAAUAACAAAACUAUGAUUAAAAAUGUAAAAUCUAGAAAAAAAAGUCACUUGCAAUCUGUCGAGAUAUAAUAAUCCUAAUAAAAUUUUUUUUGCUGGAUUCUAGUGGUGCAUUUAAACCAGGUUUUCUUUAUGGAAAUAAUUACUGGCUGGGAAGUCGUAGUCAAUGUCUCGAUACGAUGAAUACAGCUCUUUUAGAGGACGCAGAGCGGCAUACAUUAAAUAAUACGAUAUAUCAUGACCUACAAAAAAAGUUUCCGCCUUUCGAGGUAAAUUACUUUGUCGCUCAUUUCAAACACAACAGUACUCUUCAAUACCACAUAAAAUUCUAUACCAUUGAGGAUAUAAUUACGCUCGGUCUCUGUUUACCAGCAUCGUGUUCUAUAAAUGAUCUAAGUUUAAUUCUGAAAAAAAUAUUUCGCGACAGAAUUUUUUCUAUCAGUGACCUUUAUUCUAUGGACUUCAAAUUGAUCGAAGUUAAAAAUCUGAAAGAUGAAUCAAAAUGGUUACUUUAUGAUUCGAUAUUUUUCAUCUGUAUUUUAGCGCUUACUUUUUUCAUAAUGAUAAUCGGAACAAUAUACGAUAUAUUUGUGUAUCAAAAAAGAAGAAAAUAUUUAGUUGUAAAGGAUAAAACUAUAGCUAAUGUGAUAGAUAUACCCAAGGAAAUGGAAAUAACAUCUUCGUCCAUAUAUCAAGAAAGCAAAAUUGGACAAAUACUAAUGUGUUUUUCUAUAUACACAAAUACAAAAAUAAUAUUCAACACAAAAUUAGAUGCUGACGCAAUACCUGCUAUUCACGGAUUAAAAUUUUUAAGUAUAAUUUGGAUAGUUUUUGAUCAUACCGUAUACUUCAUGUUAGAUUGUAUCGAUAAUAAAGCAUUAUCAAUGAGAUUCACCUUUGAUUUUCUCAUUCAAAUAUUAACUAAUAUAAUCAUACCAGUAGACACUUACUUUUUUUUAAGCGGAUUUUUAGUAGCCUAUUUAUAUUUGAAGGAUAAAAUAGGCAAAAAAAAUUCUACGUCAAUUGAAUACAAAAAAAAACUAAAUGAAUUUUUUAUUCAUAUAAUAAAAAGAUUUAUUCGGUUGACACCUGCAUACAUGAUGAUGAUAGGAAUAGUACAAUUAAAUUCAGCUUGGUAUGACAUGAAUUCACAAUUUUACCUAACACAUAGAAUGUAUGAAACUUGCACAAAAUAUUCAUGGAGAAAUCUUUUAUAUAUAAAUAAUCUGUUUGAUUUAGAUUCGAUGUGUAUGGUUUGGAGUUGGUAUGUAGCCAAUGACAUGCAAUAUUUUAUAAUUGCUACUGCGCUAUUGAUUUUAUCAACUGUGUAUUUUUACAUAGCUGCUGGCAUAUUGGCUGCACUUUUAAUAAGCUCAAUUGUACUUACCGGUUAUAUUUCAUAUAUUUACGAAUUUGUUCCGACAUUAUAUGAACAACAAAGACUUCUAAAUGUCUUGUAUUACCCUCCUUGGAUCAGAAUAGGACCAUAUAUUAUUGGCAUAAUUACAGGUUACAUUAUAAGAAGACUAAAUAAAAAAUUGGUUUUAAGAAAAGGAAUUGUAAUUUUAUGUUGGUGUUUUAGCAGCGCGUGUUUUAUUUUUGUAUGCUUUUCUUCGUUAAUCUUUUAUAAACAAAAUGUAUCUAUUCUGUAUGCUGCUAUCUAUGUUGCAUUAAGUAGAACAAUUUGGGCCACAGGUAUAGCAUGGAUUGUAAUAGCUUGUUUUACUGAGUAUGGUGGUAUUGUUAAUCAGUUAUUAUCAUUAAAAGUCUUGAUCCCUUUCAGCAAACUUACUUAUUGUGUUUAUCUUAUACAUCCUUUUGUCAUACAGUUGAAUCACUUGACUAGUGAAACAUCCAUUCAUUUGGAAUCACUGCCUGUGGUUGUUAUGUUUAUUGGAUACUUUGUGAUUAGUUACAUUUGCGCUUACGUAUUAUCUUUAAUGGCAGAAGUACCAUACAUCUUAUUAGUACGAAUGUUCUAUCAACCUCACAAUAACAUCAGAAAUUAUACACACCGCAAAAUGUCAUAAUAUUACAUAUCAUAAUCAAAAUAUUGUAAUAUUAAAAUACUAAUUUUAAUAUUAAAAUAUUAAUGUAAAUACAAUGUUUUCUCGUUUCAAAAUUCGUUGAAAAAUGCUUUCUUCAAGGGACAUUAAGGGAUCGUUUUGCUCCACGUGUAGUACACAGUCAAACAGAUCAUAUAUGUGAUUCACCUAGUUAAAAGUAUUUUAGAUCAUCGGAUUUCAAUUACGCUUAAAACAAUCAAAUUUUUAAUAGAUUUAAUCGAUAAUUUAAAUUCCUAUUAAUUAUGAAAAUGUCAUUACUCUUGUUUUACUUGUUCUAUUCGUGCUUUAAAUGAAGAUAUCACAAAAUAUUUUUGUUUGUAUUAAAACUUAUGAAUGAAAUCAUAAAAUAAAUUUUAUCAAUUAUGUAAAGUAUU